Messenger RNA from Pocillopora verrucosa, 645 nucleotides. RefSeq names its product GFP-like fluorescent chromoprotein amFP486. Lineage: Eukaryota; Metazoa; Cnidaria; Anthozoa; Scleractinia; Pocilloporidae. Gene Ontology annotation, biological process: bioluminescence. The record is from RefSeq and is a predicted model, not a curated record.
AUGCUCCUUAAACGUUAUGACCUUACACUAAAAUCAAGUAAAGCUAUGAUUGCCAAAAUAGUCGUUUCUUUCCUUUUUUUCAUUCUAAAAGACAUGAAUAUGAAAUACGAAAUGAAGGGUAGUGUCCAUGGACAUUACUUUGAGAUGAGAGGUGAAGGAAAAGGAAAGCCUUACGAAGGAAUACAGAAAUCCACUUUUUGGAUCACCAAGGGAGGACCCUUUUCAUUUUCCUUUGACAUAUUGUCGUCAGCGUUCAAAUAUGGAAACAGAUGCUUCACUAAGUAUACUGAGGGCAUGCCUGACUAUUUCAAACAAGCAUUUCCUGCUGUAAUAUCAUAUGAAAGAACAUCUACAUUAGAGGAUGAAGGAGUUUCUACAGCCACAGGAAGCGCCUUUUUGGAAGGCAAUCUAUUCACGCACAAAUCCAUGUUUCAUGACGAAAACUUUCCCGCUAACGUACCCUUAAUGGAAAAGAGGACAAUUGACUGGGGCCCUUCCUUUGAGAAAAUGACCGUCUCCAACAACAUAUUGAGAAGUGAUGUGAUUAUGUUCCUACUACUCAAAGGAGGUGGUUAUCACAGGUGCCAGUUUCACAAUUCUUACAAGGGCCUGUUUACAUGGAGGUGGGGGACCCCAUGUAGGUGA